Messenger RNA from Ichthyophthirius multifiliis, 548 nucleotides. RefSeq lists its product as hypothetical. The transcript has a single exon. NCBI's taxonomy places the organism in Eukaryota, Ciliophora, Oligohymenophorea, Hymenostomatida. The record is from RefSeq and is a predicted model, not a curated record. Gene Ontology annotation, molecular function: structural constituent of chromatin; protein heterodimerization activity; DNA binding. Gene Ontology annotation, cellular component: nucleosome.
AAACAACAAUAAAAUAAUAAAUGACCCCAGCCGGAAAAGGAGGAAAAGCAAAAGGAAAAACAGCAUCUUCUAAAUAAGUAUCCAGAUCAAACAGAGCUGGUCUUUAAUUCCCUGUAGGAAGAAUUUCAAGAUUCUUAAAAUAAGGAAGAUACGCAUAAAGAGUAGGAAAUGGAGCCCCUGUAUAUAUGGCAGCAGUAUUAGAAUAUUUAGCAGCUGAAAUUCUUGAAUUAGCUGGAAAUGCUGCAAAAGAUAACAAAAAAAGCAGAGUUGUACCCAGACAUAUUUUACUCGCUAUCAGAAACGAUGAAGAAUUGAAUAAAUUAAUGUCAAAUACUACUAUUGCUGAUGGUGGUGUUUUACCUAAUAUCAAUCCUAUGUUAUUACCAUCUAAAACUAAAAAGUCAGAAACUGGUUAAGCUUCUUAAGAUGUAUGAAAAAAAAAUAUUAUUAUUGAUUUUUUUUAUUUUUAUAAAAAUAUAUUUUCGUUUUUCGUGUAUUUAUGUGUGUGCGGUGUGGUGUACGUGUGUUUUUUAUUUUUUUCAAAAAAA